UCUCCUCCUCCUUCCGUCGCCGCACCAUUUUUGGCCAUUCCGAGCUUAAUAAGGAGCAGCUCAUGGCCACACGGCCAACGCCGGGGUCGCGAGACGGCAGCAGCGCACGCCCACGAAGCACGAGCGGCAGACCCACCACGUCGUCGAGCGCGCGCCCGGCCAGCUCCGACCACACCUCCUGCCGACGCGCACGCGCCUCCCUCAGCCCCUCCCCGGCGUCAGAGUCGGACAAGCCGGUGCCGUCCUUCCUCCGCCCCACCGUCAGCUCGAGCCUGCGCAGCGCCUCCCCGUCGUCCUCCACCUCCAGACCGCCCUCCUCCAAGGGCCGCGCCACCACGCCCAAGGGGCUGUCCCCGGCGCACCCAGCGGCGCGCGCUCCAAGUCCGAUCGCGCCCAAGCGGUCCCCCGCGCAGCAGCCCGCGAGCUCGCAGCGGCCGAUCACGCCCAAGCGGCCCCCUGCGCAGCCGGUGAACGCGCCGCGGCCGAUCACCCCGGCCAUGGACAAGUCCAAGUCCAAGGCGUCCACGUCGCGGUGGUCCGUGGCGUCGCCGAGGCAGCUGAUGCAGAAGGCGUCCCACGCCUUCAAGGUCGGCAGGUCCCGCAGCAAGAAGAGCAAGGACCUGGCCGGCCCCGCGGCCGAGGCGGUGGCGUCCGCGAAGGAGACGUCCGGUGCUUCCGGCGAGAUCAACGCCGAGGCGGCGAGACCCCCUCCCGUGCCGGAGCAGCAGCGCCGCCCCCCUGAAAUGACUGCCGCGACACCUCUCGACGUCGUGCAAGCAGAGGUGGUCGUGGAGCCCAACGCUGCCCUACAGGUACUGCAGGAAGCGGCUUCGCGACCGGGAGAAAUUGUCAGUAAUGAAAUCAAGACAGAGGAGGAGGUGAGUCAAGAGGAGCAGGUAAUGCCAGAAGAGUCGAGAGCAGAAGCAGAGAAGGCGAAUGCCAUUGACGAGGAGAAGGUGAUGCCGGAGGAGUCCGUGGAAGCCGUGAAGGUGGAUGAGCCGGCGCCGGAAGAGAAUCCGCAAGCCGGCAACGUUGAAGGGACACAAAAGGAAGCUGAGAAGAUUACAGAGGAUGAACCUCCGCCGCCGGCCGCCGUUGUGGAAGAACCAGCGAAGGAGGCAGCAGCGCCGCUGAACGUGCAAGAUGUACCGGCGGCCAGCACGGUUCAAGAGGAAGCCGUCGUGGAGAAACCGAAAGAACAACCCGCCGCCACGCAGAAGCAGGCGGAAGCCGCCGAGGAGCCCAAGGUGAUCGCGGCAUCCAAGGCAUCAUCGGUGCGGGCGACGUCGCUGGAAGAAGCUCUGGAGGAAGUGGACACGGUGACCAAGGUGGGCACUUCGCGGUCAGAGCCCGUGACACCGGCGAAGGUAGCCAUCAACAAGGAGAAGGCGGCGAUCGACACGAUCUUGAGCGCUUCGGAGCCAACGACGCCGUUGAAAGGAGCCGCCAGGAAGGAAGGGGCGGCGUCGUUCAUGGGGAAGAUUCCGGAGGAGGGUCGGCUGAGUUUCAAGGGGAGCAGGGUAAAGACGGCGAUGGAGAAGCGGCCGGAGGAGGCGCAUCCCAAGAAGAAGGAGGCGUCGCGGAGCAACGACGUGCUGGAGGAGACCAAGAGCAAGCUGCUGGAGAAGAAGAAGAGCAAGGUGAAGGCGCUGGUGGGGGCGUUCGAGGUCGUCAUGGACAGCCCCCGCGCGUCCACGCCGGGCCCGGGCAGAUCGGCCCCGAGGUUCUGAUUCUGGUUCGGAGGGAAAAAGCUCCAGUGGCGACCGUGUGGAUUGAAAUUUGAAUUGUGUGGUGUUCAUGGUGCUUUGGGAUAUGAUAUGAUGCUAUGCCAUGUUCUUUUUGUUGGUUAUAUGUAUGUUGAUCACUGAUUUUUGUUGGUCACUGAAUUAAAACAGAGUUUUUAGA
Triticum aestivum (bread wheat) is the source of this 1905-nucleotide messenger RNA. Its product is annotated as nucleolar protein dao-5-like. Lineage: Eukaryota; Viridiplantae; Streptophyta; Magnoliopsida; Poales; Poaceae. Gene Ontology annotation, molecular function: calmodulin binding. The record is from RefSeq and is a predicted model, not a curated record. The transcript has 3 exons. The coding region runs from base 63 to 1730 and encodes 555 amino acids.